Molecule: messenger RNA, 2688 nt
Organism: Cicer arietinum (chickpea)
Lineage: Eukaryota; Viridiplantae; Streptophyta; Magnoliopsida; Fabales; Fabaceae
Biological process (GO): mitochondrial DNA replication; error-prone translesion synthesis; replication fork processing
Cellular component (GO): mitochondrial matrix; nucleus
Molecular function (GO): DNA-directed DNA polymerase activity; chromatin binding
Source: RefSeq, a predicted model, not a curated record
GAAAAGUGAAAACCGAAAAUUCGACAAAGAAAAUUCAAAUAUUCAUCAUUUACACAGAAAACAUAAAUAAAAGAAAAAUCGAAAUGUCAUCAUCAUCAUCAACCACAAACAUGAACGACGUUGAUCGUUUGUUCGCAUGCUUCAAAUGCGGUUUAACACCUCCCAAAUCUGCUUUGAAUGAAAGAAAAAGGAGGAAAAGGAAAUUGGAGAAGGAGAUUUCGAAGAAUGAGUUAGUAUCAGAAUCUCCAAAUCAGAGAUCAAUUGGAAGAGAAGAGAAAACUCCAUUAUCAUCAUGCAUCAAAGCAACAAACGUGGAAUUGGAAUCUUCCAUUGAGAAACUUAAAUCAGCUAUAGCUAAAACCAAAAGCUGUGGUAAUCGGAAGCAGUUCUCUCCAGUUGUAUUCUAUGGUUCUCCUCAUGGCGUGCCUCCAAAAAAACCGACCCGUUUAUGGCGUUUGUUACAUGAGAUGCGUAUUGAUCUCUCUCAGCAAAAUAAAUUGAACCGAAGGAAGGAAGUUUGGUUUACAUUCCCAAGGCAGGAAGAAGCAAUGAAGUUUGCCAAAGGGCAAGAAGAUGUUCAUCUUUUUAGUUAUCAAGAUCACUUUAAUGGCCAGAGAAGGUUCCUGGUGUCUACAUAUACAGAAUUCUGGCGAAGGUAUAAAAACAUGGAUUCCAAAUUCCGUCAUCAUUAUGAAGUGAUUCAAGAGGGUUUACCAUGCCACCUUUAUUUUGAUUUGGAGUUUAAUAAAAGAGUCAACAUAGGAAAGAAUGGAGACGAAAUGGUUGAUCUUUUGACAUCCGUAGUUCUAAAAGCCUUACAUGAAAAGUAUGAAAUCCAUGGAGACCAUGAUUGGAUAGUAGAACUUGAUUCUUCAACUGAAGAUAAGUUCUCACGUCAUCUAAUAAUUCGCAUACCAACGGUUGCUUUUAAGGAUAACUCCCAUGCCGGUGCAUUUGUUACAGAAAUAUGCACAAGAAUUCUAAACGAAAGGGGGAAAGAUACAAAUUUUGAAAAAUUGUUUAUAGCAAAAGAUUCAAGUACCAAUGAAUCUGCUGACCAACUUUUUGUGGAUACUGCUGUAUAUACUCGGAAUCGUUGUUUCCGUCUUCAUCUUUCUUCAAAGGCAGGAAAAAGUUCAAUUCUUUUGCCGACAGAGAGAUUUAAGUGCAAGAACUUGAGUGAAGAAGACUUGUUCAUGGCUUCCUUGAUCUGCAACAUGGAUGUUGAUUGUGGAAAGCUUCUGGUCUGCAAACCAGACUUAGAUUGCGUGAAGACUCUGCAUUAUGAUACAGAGUUGAAUUGUAAUGCUGGAAACUCUGUCCAUAUUCAUCCAGAGUUUACAUUAAAUACUUGCACAAGUGAUGUUUCAACAACAUACUUCAUGGGAAACUCACCAUUCCCAUUUCUGGAUGAAUUUAUAUUAUCCGUUGCCUCUGUUGGGAAUAUACCAGGAAAAAUUCAUAGCUGGUAUUUAUUCUCUGAAUUUGGACUGAUGGUCUACAGCAUGACAAAAAAUAGAUAUUGCGAGCGAAUUGGCAGACAGCAUAAGAGCAAUAAUGUGAUAUACGUUGUUGAUCUAAGAAGGGCAGUGUAUUAUCAGAAAUGUCACGAUCCUGACUGCAGAGGUUUCCGAUCUUCCGACCGACUUAUUCCAGUUCACGCGCUCUCCAAUCGCUCAGUUGUUAUUGGGUCAUCUGGAAUGUUAGAUGAUAAACAGACAGAAGGUGAUGAGUGCGGACAUCAACCUGUUGAUAACAACAACAAACCCAAUUUUCUACAAUACGAAGACACUGUUGAGGACAACUCCAGUGAUUCUUGGUGGCUAGAAGCAAUAAAAGUUGUUGAGGAUGUGGAGAAUAAGAAAACUGCAACCAAGCUAAGCACCAAGCAGGAGGAAAUUGAUGACGGAGAUGAGGAAUGGUGGCUGGCUGCAGAAAGGACAGCAUCCCAGGCUGAACUGACAUAUUUCAACUAGUUCAGGAUUUUAGCAGCACCAUUCAUUUCGCCAAUAUUGUGCCUGAUAGAGGUCUCAAGGAUGAAACGAUUUAUGUGGCUCGCUACUUGUUGGAUCAACAAUUAGCUCCAAGGACUUGAUGAUUGAAGCCAAGAAAGGGGUUUGUUGCACGUAAACGCAGCAAGCAACAUAGAGAAGAGAUCCUAUAACAUUAUCAGUUCGAUUAUAAGAUUUGGUGAAUUUAAAUCUACUGCUGAAAGCAGCAAAGUUUGGGAGAAAAUGCAGGGUUGUAGGGACAUGCAGAAUGAUGCAUGAUUGUUGCACAAUGCACCCAUUUGGAUCUUCUCAUGCAGAAAACAAUAGGAGGAACACAAGAUCGGAUAACGAGGAGAGGGUGAAUAAUAAAGGAAGAAAAGAGAGAAAAACAGAGAGGAUGGUAAGGGAGAUGAAGAUGGAGAGUAUUUUGUCACUUGUAGACAUUCCAGAGAUAAAAUCAGACGAUAACAAGUAAUACUCGAGUAUCUUCUUCAUGGACUCAUCCAGAAAUAUUUCAAACGGAGCAAAACAAGUUUAAUAUUUGUUUUCAUUUUUUUGUAAAAUGACUAUUGAGACCCAUAUCUCAAUCUAACUAAGAUCUAUUUAAAAUGGUUAAAUAAUGGUCAAAGAUCAAAUCAUCUACAAAGUGAUUAAGAUAUCCAUAUAUGUAUAUGUUCCACACAACAAUUUUUUUUUU